UCGAUGGUGUAGCGUUUCUCGCUAAACUUUUUAACUUGGCGGUUGAUUGCACAUAUCUUCUUAAAUUGCAAAAUCCCGACCGAGUGUCUCGCAAAUUGUUCAAAGUACUUAAUAUCGCGUUUUGUAUAUUUCCCAGGGAUAAGAAUAAGUAUACCGCGGUAUACUUUUUCCCGUGCAAAUUAACAAUUGUAUCAGGUUUCUCGGCACCGUGAAGUGACAUAGGUAUUUACGAGCUGUUGUGUUGGUGAAAUGUUGUCUCAACUUCCUGUACAUGGCGAAGACUCGUGAGCGUCGUCGGACGUGUUGAAUAGUCAUCAAACGCCAGUGUUCGAACGGUGUUUUAUCCCUUUCCACGAACGUACCAACGUAUUGACCCGUUUCUCGCAACCUAGAUCAACGAGAUCGUGCCAGUUGCGCGUGAAAAUGAUCAACAUGGAAACGGAUAAGAUUAUCGACGACACAAACACGAAUCUUCAGAAUCCAAUAACAAUAUUGUACGACCCCACUCGCAAGAAAGAAUUGCCAACAGGGGUAUCUACGCAAUAUGGACUAGAGAGGGAAAUUUGUAUGAAACUGUUUGAGAGGUGGAGCGAACCGGAACAAGUAAACUUUGUUGAACAAUUGUUGGCACGAAUGUGUCAUUAUCAGCAUGGACACAUUAAUACGUAUCUGAAACCAAUGUUACAGAGAGAUUUCAUUUCUCUGCUACCAAAAAAAGGAUUGGAUCAUGUGGCAGAAAGUAUUCUUUCUUAUCUUGAUGCUGACUCAUUAAUUGCAGCGGAAUUAGUGUGUAAAGAAUGGCACAGAGUGAUCAGCGAAGGAAUGCUUUGGAAGAAAUUAAUCGAACGAAAAGUUCGGACAGAUUCAAUUUGGAGAGGCCUUGCUGAAAGGAGAGGAUGGAUUCAGUAUUUAUUCAAACCAAGACCAGGAGAGAGUCAUCCGAAUCACAAUUUCUAUAGAUCUCUUUAUCCAAAAAUAGUUAAAGAUAUUGAUAGUAUAGAUAAUAAUUGGAGAAUGGGAAGAUUUAAUCUUCAGAGAAUAAACUGUAGGAGUGAAAAUUCAAAAGGUGUUUACUGUUUGCAAUACGAUGACCAAAAGAUAGUCUCUGGUCUUAGAGACAAUACUAUUAAAAUUUGGGACAGAAAUACGCUACAGUGUAUUAAAGUCUUAACAGGGCAUACCGGUUCUGUUCUGUGUUUACAAUACGAUGACAAAGCAAUAAUAUCUGGUUCCUCUGAUAGUACUGUAAGAGUUUGGGAUGCUAAUACUGGUGAAAUGGUUAACACAUUGAUACACCACUGCGAAGCAGUUUUACAUCUCAGAUUUAAUAAUGGAAUGAUGGUCACUUGUUCGAAGGAUCGUUCAAUAGCUGUAUGGGACAUGACAUCGCAAACGGAAAUUACAUUAAGAAGAGUACUCGUAGGACAUAGGGCAGCAGUGAAUGUUGUUGAUUUUGAUGAGAAAUAUAUUGUUUCUGCUAGUGGUGAUAGGACUAUCAAAGUAUGGAACACAUCUACUUGCGAAUUUGUGAGAACAUUAAAUGGACAUAAACGAGGAAUAGCGUGUUUACAAUAUAGAGACUGCUUAGUAGUUAGUGGUAGCAGUGAUAACACUAUCAGAUUAUGGGAUAUUGAUUGUGGUGCGUGCUUACGUGUUUUGGAAGGACACGAGGAAUUGGUCAGAUGUAUUAGAUUUGAUAGCAAACAUAUAGUCAGCGGAGCUUAUGACGGAAAGAUAAAAGUAUGGGACUUGGUAGCAGCUUUAGAUCCACGUGCUUUAGCCAACUCGCUUUGUUUACGAACAUUAGUGGAACACACGGGACGUGUAUUUCGUCUUCAGUUUGACGAGUUCCAGAUAGUAUCGUCAUCGCACGAUGAUACAAUAUUAAUUUGGGACUUUCUCAAUUUCAAUGGAAGUGUAUCGCAUGGGCUAGCAGCAAUAAAUGCAUCAGGUGCGAAUCAAUCUGCCACCAGAUCUCCAUCUCCAUUUGAGUGACGCAUUUAUAAGAAGAGAUUCCUUCAUUGUGAUAUAAUUACAAGUGGUUAGUGAGUGAGUUCAAAUGUGUUCACAAUAGUGUACACUAAGAAUGAAGAAUCAGUGUCCAAUGUGAACAGCGCCUAGACAGAAACAGAAUCUCAAAAAGACAUGGUCAUUGACUUUUGUUUAUUAUUUGCUGUGAAAAGCAAAAGUAAUUCUCUAAAAUUGGAUGUAUGGAGUGACACAUAAAACUAUAAAUUAAUUUAUUCGCGCUUGACGCACUGCGUUUAAUAACGAACAGUAUAUUAAAACCAUGUAAAUACAUCCCAUGGAUGUAAAUAAUUAUCUGCUUGGCCAUAUCUGGAAUUCUUCUACGCUCUAUGACAUGAUAGAAGUUGACCACUUUCCUACUAUAAAAAGAAAGACUUACAAUGCAUAAAGAAAAUGAAAACAUUUUUAGGGAGGCUGGAUACAUUUAAUAAGAUGUUAGCUGUAUUAUAGUAAAUUAAUGAUUUGUUUAUGUAAUUAAUUUAUGGUAAGAUGAUUGUAAAGUGUCGUUUGAUUGGAGUACUUAUUUUGUGUGAAUGUGAACGAUAAGGUAUCGAUAUGUGGGAGGAUUAUGAUAAUGAUAAUGUUUCAUUGUCUUCGAAAUCUAGCUGAUGUGAAUCGAUAUACCCAUGUUUAGCAUUAUAGAUGUACAGCCGUUAAUCGAACAUGUAGCAAUUUCCAUAGACAUUAAUUUUACAAGAUUCAUAUUAUAUACUGAAAAGUACAUGGAAAGCUAACUACCACCUGUACACAGCCAUUGGUACAAUACCAUUUGCAUUUAAAAUAUAAAUUUUCAUUAUACCAAGAUGUAAAUAUUGAUUCAUACAAAAGCAAUAUAGUGACUCUGAAAUAAUCGUAGCUGUUGUAAACAAAUUAUUAUGUUUUGAUUGAUCUCGAAUAAGAUCAUACUUUCAAUUUUUGUUUAAGUUUAUGUUAGUCACUUUUGUUCGAUCUAAAUUAUAAACAUGUUUUGAAUAAUAUAAUAUGUGUUGGAAUGUAGCUAUCGUAAUUUUCAAAAUUUUUGAACGUAUUCAUCAAGAAUACUAAUUUUAUUUUUACGGUCAGCAUUAUACAAUAACAUAGGAGUGUACGGGUAUCCGAUUUGAGCUGUCAACACCAGCGUGCUCGAGCAGAUCUUUAUAUAUUGCGAAUCGAUUAGUCUCGAAAUAGUUUGGCCCAAAUUUACCAGUGUUUAACACAGUUUGCCAACCCAAAUCGGAUACAUGCACAUCCCUAGAUAACACGGUUACUCAUUAGUAUAUUAAACGGUAGACCAAAUAUGUUAUAAAUUCUCAGAAUUAUCAAAGUAUAAUAAUUUCUUAAGACACACACACACACACGCGCGCACGCCCACACCCCCCCACACACACGCAAACAUGUAUACACGCACGCGUAUAGACAAAUGCGUGCGUGCAUGUAUGUAUGUAUGUAUGUAUCUAUAUGUAUAUAUUGAGAAAUAACACGAAAAUGAUUUGAAUAUAUUGACUUUAUAAAAAAAAGUACGAAGUAAGCUUAUGAGUAUGUAAAUUCCUGAUUUUGAUUUCCAUGCAUGUAUUUUGACGGGAGAGAAAUUAAUUAUUACCGAUAAAAUGUGAAAUUACUUCGCUUUUACAUAACACGAGUAACAAAUAGUAUUAAGUAGUAUUUGUACAUUAUUCUACUAUUAUAAUAAUGUUUACAUUGAAGGCAAACAACUUACACAAAAUUAUGAAGUACAUGUAGUCAAAUUGGGUACAAAAGAAUUGUGAUUUUUAUGCUAGAACAAUGACACGAGAAAUUUUCUAUAACUCUAAGGUAUGUAUAUAAGGGACUUCAGUGCAAACUAUACUUUUGUAGUAUGCAGCAUGUUUUCAAUUCAUAAAACACUUUAAUAAAAGGAAUAGCAUAAUAAUAAUCGUAGCAGGUAUUAACAUACUCUUUGUAAGCACAUACUCCAUUAUAUUUCAGCUAACUUUGAAUUCGUACGUACACUUUAUUUAGAAUCAGGCUGUUAAAACGUUUCAGUUAAUAAACGCGUUAUUGUAAAAUAAAAAAAUUUUCAUUGUGCAAAACGCUACACUUGAGAUCGAUCGUCGAGGCAAAUGUUUGUGGAUAAAUUAUAUAACGUAAUCGGAAAUCAUUCAUUUUUAGAACUUCGUGACAAGCGAUGCGUCUUGAUCAUAACUUGGAUACAUUUGUCAGAAAUAAUAGUAUGGCAGAAAUAUCUUUAAGAAAACAUUGUGAUGUUUAUUGUUAGUAAUAACACAAAGUU
Messenger RNA from Colletes gigas, 4276 nucleotides. It is a transcript of the gene slmb, whose product is annotated as beta-TrCP. The coding region runs from base 424 to 1995 and encodes 523 amino acids. The record is from RefSeq and is a predicted model, not a curated record. NCBI's taxonomy places the organism in Eukaryota, Metazoa, Arthropoda, Insecta, Hymenoptera, Colletidae. The transcript is spliced from 9 exons. Gene Ontology annotation, molecular function: protein dimerization activity.